ACGCUAGACACGGCGCUAAGGAUGUUGCAAUCCCGUUUAACAACUCCGCUCUCUAAUGCUAAGCAGCCUGCAGCCAUACGCUUAUUAAGAGAGCUAUCACACCUGCCUCUACCGUGCCCCACCACCUCGCGCACACCACCACCUCGCGCACACCACCACCUCGCGCACGCGCGG
Bipolaris oryzae ATCC 44560 is the source of this 174-nucleotide messenger RNA. RefSeq lists its product as uncharacterized. The annotation marks the transcript as partial. The transcript has a single exon. Lineage: Eukaryota; Fungi; Ascomycota; Dothideomycetes; Pleosporales; Pleosporaceae. The record is from RefSeq and is a predicted model, not a curated record.